AUGCCACCCCUACCGCCGUAUCCUGCUGGCUUGGAUGAGCCAAGUCCGCAAGCGAUCAACCACACGAUCGCUCAACUCUUGAGGUUGCUGCAUAGUUGCCGCCACCACCACUGCAGCCGGUGUACUACCGUCAUCUUGGAUGCAUGGGGUGCCGUCGCCGCAUCAUCAUCACUCAUUCGCUCGUCCGCCGUAUCCGAGGAUCUAAACCGGUAUCGUGUGAUAUCCACGUUAUGGUGUUUGUGUUGGGACGGAAAUGAGAACAUGACUACCGGUUGUGUGGAAAGCAUUGAGGAGGCGUUGAGAUUGGGGAUAGCGCCCAGACCUGUCUGGCUGGUGGACAUUUAA
Messenger RNA from Microthlaspi erraticum, 345 nucleotides. The record is from the annotation of a GenBank genome assembly. Lineage: Eukaryota; Viridiplantae; Streptophyta; Magnoliopsida; Brassicales; Brassicaceae.